AAUCAGUUGUUUUGUUAUUUCAGAUUAAUCAAACUUCUAUAACUAUUAACCCUAGAAAUUUCAUCUGCAGUGUAUUGUAUAUGUAUUCAAAAUGCAUUCUAAAUUUAUUUUACUGGCAUUGCACUUCAUCAUAUAUUCUGCAUGGGCUAACGAAUUUCUAGUAUCACUACCAAAUGGACCAGUAAGAGGGAGAAAAGAAGUGUCAGCAAGAGGCGCAACUUUUUACGCUUUCCAACAAAUCCCCUUUGCUAAACCCCCUGUUGGUAAGCUGCGAUUCCAGGCGCCUGAACCGGCAGAGAGUUGGGAAGGCGUGCUCGAUGGAACUGUUAGCAACAAAAUAUGUUACCAAUGGACUAGCAAUGAAAAUGCUGUACUGACAGAAGACUGCUUAUACGUGAAUGUAUAUACCCCGGUAGAACCCAGCAUGGGUGCUUCUUUGCCUGUGAUAGUCUACAUCCAUGGUGGUGGAUUCGUUAGUGGUGAUGCCCUCUUCACAACCCGAGGACCCCAUUAUUUCAUGGAAUAUGGUGUCGUCGUCGUCACUGUCAAUUAUCGGGUCGGGCCAUUUGGUUUUCUGUCGACGGGAGACCGGAUUAUACCAGGAAACUAUGGCCUGAAGGACCAGAACCUAGGCCUGAAAUGGGUCCAGGACAAUGUCAAAUACUUUGGAGGUAACCCCGAUGAAGUUACGAUAUUUGGAGGUAGUGCUGGUGGAGCAUCAGUAACCUAUCACAUGCUAAGCGCACAAUCGAAAGGACUUUUCAGAGGUGCCAUCUCAUCGAGUGGUUCGGCUUUAUGCCCUUGGUCAUACCAGAGAAACCACAAAUCUAUGGCCUACCAGAUGGCAGCAGUCAUCGAUCCAUCGCUCAGCCCUAAUGCUACCUCUGAAGAACUGUUGCAGCUCUUCCAAGAGGCUACAACUGAACAAAUUGCUGAAGCCAGCAGUAUAUUCCAGGAGAGCGUAGGACGUACUCAAAUUGUCCAAGGAUUCUGGUUUACUCCGGUGGUAGAACCCGACCACGAAGGAGCUUUCCUCACAAGAAGGAUGUACGAUGCUAUUGCCGACGGCAGUGUCAGUCAAGUGCCGAUGCUGAUGGGGCUGAUGUCUGAGGAACAACUGUCCAAGGCUCAAAAUUUAGACAGCUUCGAGGAAGAACUUGCUCAACUCGAGAACGACAUUGGACUAUUGGUCAACGAUGACAUGCAUAUUAUAAGCAGCGGCAUGAAAGCCCUUGCAGGUGAAGCUAUCCGUCAAAUCUACACUAAUGGAUCUUUCCUUGAUGACAUAGCAGGAGCCGUAAAGUAUUUUAGCGACACAUCCUUCUCUCGACCCGUCAUCCACCACGCAAGACUGCAAUUGCAGUACAGCGACGUCUUCUUCUACGUAUUCUCGUACCAUGGGGAACUAGGAGGAAACGACAUGUAUGUCGAAGGUGCUGGUAGAGUCAACCACGUAGAAGACGCCAAGUAUACUUGGGCUGUUGGCAACUACAGUGACUUGAGUUCAGCUGAUCCCGCCGACGUUUUAACAGUUCGGCGGUACUUGAAGCUGUUUACAGACUUUGCUAAGACAUUACAUCCAACACCAGAACCAUCGAGUCUUCUACAACGAGUCAUUUGGCCCAAAGCGAGAGCGACCAAUUUCCAAUAUUUGGAUUUUGGCGUCGAUAUGGAUAUCAAGAGCAAUCCCAAAGACGAUGCCUACAGGAAGUGGGUCCAGCUUUAUGAAGAUAUGGCCAUUAAACCAUACGACACGUUCUAAAAAUUUCUAAACGAUUUCAAAAUAAAUUUAUUUUCAUGUUU
Anoplophora glabripennis (Asian longhorned beetle) is the source of this 1803-nucleotide messenger RNA. RefSeq names its product venom carboxylesterase-6. The transcript has 11 exons. The record is from RefSeq and is a predicted model, not a curated record. Bases 92 to 1762 code for a protein of 556 amino acids. NCBI's taxonomy places the organism in Eukaryota, Metazoa, Arthropoda, Insecta, Coleoptera, Cerambycidae.